Messenger RNA from Suillus subaureus, 361 nucleotides. RefSeq lists its product as uncharacterized. The transcript has a single exon. Bases 114 to 332 code for a protein of 72 amino acids. The record is from RefSeq and is a predicted model, not a curated record. NCBI's taxonomy places the organism in Eukaryota, Fungi, Basidiomycota, Agaricomycetes, Boletales, Suillaceae.
UCCCUUGGUCAAUCGUCAUCUCUGCGCCUACUGGGUCUGUAGUCACAUGCGGCAUAAUCUUUGAGGAAUUGCAUAAACAGCUACAAAGGCACGUCGAAGGCGCGGAGUGGGCAAUGGUGGCUGUUGAUAACACACGGAAGGAAGCAGUCGAAAAAGCUGCAAAGUCAAGGCAAGAGAAGGACAGGAUCAAUCGACUGAAGAGAAUUGACUGGCUAGGGGAUAAAUCAAUGUUUGAGGGGCUAGAGAGGGACAAGGAAUUUGAGAAAAAGAGACAUUUACCCGGAAGUGUAAGUGUCGCGGAGACAUGGGUGGUGAGAUUUGGGAGAUGGUGAUGGUGACAUAUGUGAUAGUAUAUACCGGA